Centrocercus urophasianus (Greater sage-grouse) is the source of this 11051-nucleotide messenger RNA. It is a transcript of the gene SLC1A4, whose product is annotated as solute carrier family 1 member 4. Gene Ontology annotation, biological process: L-glutamate transmembrane transport; L-serine transport. Gene Ontology annotation, molecular function: L-aspartate transmembrane transporter activity; symporter activity; L-threonine transmembrane transporter activity. The record is from RefSeq and is a predicted model, not a curated record. Gene Ontology annotation, cellular component: plasma membrane. Bases 1 to 1596 code for a protein of 531 amino acids. Lineage: Eukaryota; Metazoa; Chordata; Aves; Galliformes; Phasianidae. The transcript has 8 exons.
AUGGAGACGGCAGACGGCAUGGAGAAAGGGGACGGCGGGGAGAAGGCGGGCAACGGCCACGCGGAGGGCGCGGCGGCGAGCGGCGGAGGGCGGCUGCAGGGCUGCCGGGGCUUCCUGCGGCGCAACGCGCUGGUGCUGCUCACCGUGUCCGGGGUGGUGGCCGGCGUGGUGCUGGGGGCCGCGGUGCGCGGCGCGGCGCUGGGCCCGGCGCAGGUGGCCUACCUGGCCUUCCCCGGGGAGCUGCUGCUGCGCAUGCUGCGCAUGGUCAUCCUGCCGCUGGUGGUCUGCAGCCUGGUGUCCGGAGCCGCCAGCCUGGACGCGCGUUCGCUCGGCCGUCUGGGCGGCAUCGCCAUCGCUUACUUCCUCGGCACCACGCUGCUGGCCUCCGGCCUCGCCGUCGCGCUCGGUUUCAUCAUCCGACCCGGAGCCGGCGCCUCCGCCCUCAACGCGCCCGGUCUGGGGCUGCCGGGCAGCGUACCGGCCACCAGCAAGAAGACGGUGGACUCCUUCCUCGACCUCGUCAGAAACCUGUUUCCUGCAAAUCUUGUUGCUGCUGCUUUCCGAACGUAUGCAACAGAUUAUAAGAUAGUGCUCAGAAACACUACCUCUGGAAAUGUCACGUUGGAAAAGAUCCCUGUUGGUACUGAGAUUGAAGGGAUGAAUAUCCUGGGGCUGGUGCUCUUUGCUCUGGUUUUAGGAGUGGCACUGAAAAAGCUUGGCCGGGAAGGAGAAGAUCUCAUUCGCUUCUUUAAUUCAUUCAACGAGGCAACUAUGGUCUUGGUUACCUGGAUUAUGUGGUAUGUACCUAUUGGUAUUAUGUUCCUUGUCGGGAGCAAGAUUGUGGAAAUGGAAGAUAUUGUGCUUCUGGUGACCAGUCUGGGAAAAUACAUCUUUGCCUCUAUUCUGGGCCACUUCAUCCACGGAGGGAUCAUUCUGCCACUCAUUUAUUUUGCAUCCACACGUCAAAAUCCGUAUCGUUUUCUCUUAGGACUUAUCACACCAUUUGCCACUGCUUUUGCCACUUGCUCCAGCUCAGCCACUCUCCCGUCGAUGAUGAAGUGUAUUGAGGAAAACAAUGGAGUAGACAGCAGGAUCAGCAGGUUUAUCCUUCCUAUUGGUGCAACUGUGAACAUGGACGGAGCUGCUAUUUUUCAGUGCAUGGCAGCCGUGUUUAUUGCUCAGCUGAACAACGUCGACCUCAACGCUGGGCAAAUCUUUACCAUUCUUGUCACAGCAACUGCAUCCAGUGUGGGUGCAGCUGGGGUUCCAGCUGGAGGAGUCCUCACCAUCGCUAUUAUCUUGGAGGCCAUUGGACUUCCCACCAACGAUCUCUCCUUGAUAUUAGCAGUGGACUGGAUUGUGGACCGAACUACCACAGUUGUGAAUGUGGAAGGGGAUGCCCUAGGAGCAGGUAUCCUCAAUUACCUGAAUGAAAAAGAAAAGAGAGGAAAAGAGCAGGAGCUAAAAGAAGUCAACGUGGAAGCAGUUGCUAACAGCAAGUCUGAAGAGGAAACGUCGCCGUUGGUAACCCACAAAAAACAAGUCUCCAACACAACCAGUACAUCAGACCCUGAAUCCAAGGAAUCAGUACUGUGAACUAGAAGCUGUUGGUCAAACACGUCUUAGAGGUGGACCAGGGACUUGUUAAUGCACCUAGACGUUUGCAGUGCUAGCAAGGGCUGGGCAGCUCUUGAAAAUUUUCAGUUCCAGUCUGUUUUGAAAUUUGCUGGCUUGGGGAAGGGAGGGAGGUGGGCUGGGAAGAAACGGGGUGGUGAGAAAGAGCACACACUUUGUAGUAGUAUUUUGAUAAUUCAUCUGUGUACCUGUAUAUAUGUGUUGCACGUACACACGUAUACAUGUAUACAUGUAGGCGAAAGCAAUGCCAAUUGAAAUGUCUGGUUUUACAAGAGAUCUCCUAGUGAAGGCUUAUGUGGGUUGGAUAUGGGGAAGCAGCCAACCCAAUGAGUGCUUAUGGUAGGGAGAAAUUAGUAAGCUUAUUGUGCUGCUCUUUGAAUGGAGAUACAGUUCAGAAACUCCACAGUGCGUGAGAAUGUUUCUUAAGUUUAGUUUCUGUCCUGGAAACUCUUACUGACAAUUACACAAUAUGGAGCAACAUUUUUCUCCCACUCCCCUUCCUCUGCUGUUCUCUGAUCACUUAAAAACAUCAAAUAUAACCUAGGAAGUAGGGUGUUGCUUUUUUUUUUAGUGUCGUAAGUGAACAAGGAGGUCCAAAUCUUAUUCCAUUCCCCCGCUACAUUGCAGUUUUCUUACCUUUUGGUGAGUAAUUCCCAAACUCUGGGACCAGACAAAGGAGAUAUUUGUGCAGAUCAAGGGCUGGCUAUCUCCUCCCCUCUUAGCAAGCUGUUGAGAAAAAAAAAAAUCCAGAGGAAACACGAAUUUUGUUAAAGUGAUCCCUCUGGGGCUAAAAAAAAAAUGUGGAGUCUGUUCCAGUAUAAAUAUCUCUAAAAGAAGCUUGUCUGUGACAACAUCAAGAAGUCAGUUCCCUUCGUGAAAACACACAUGCACGUUUGCUAGCACGCCAUGUCCUGCUUAUGUUUGUAUAAUGGGUCAGUCCAAACAAAUUAAGUCAUAUCCCUUUUCCAGCAAAACUGUGCAGGAGAAAAAAAUGUGAAUACACAUGUGGGAACUGACAAUAGGCAAGCCUGAUUGUUAGCUUGAAAGGGGAAAAAAGGAGGUGAAUUUCUAACCUGAUGUAGUUCAGUGAUCUCUGAUCUCUGGGACAGCUGUAUACUCAUUCCUGCUAGGAAUUUGGUCCUACUAUAAAUCCUUUUGGCAGCAGUUUACAUUUAAUUCUACAUGGUGCUGGGCCAGGGUAAUGCUUAAUAGCAGGUGGUAGCCUUUGCUUGGGGCUGACCCAGGUGCUUCUGGAUUCUGACUCCACCUUUUUCCUCUACCACAUGCUUCCUGAAUUUGCACUCCCCCAAACUUGAUCGAAGUCCAGCAAACAUUGCAAAACUCCUGUUGAUUUCUCUUGGCAUUUUGGUCAGGAGGUAGUUACAAAGUGAUGGCUGUGCAUAUAUGCCAAGAUUUGCCCUGGCCUCGUGGCACUAUCCCUUGGCUACUUUAACAAGGUGAGUGCAUGUGGUCAGUCCUCCACGCUGUAAACUCAGCAACAUAUAUUUACAGUUUGCUUUGGUAUACAAUAAUGAUCAGUCUCCCCUUGUUUUUUUUUCCCUGUUGCUUCAGAGGAAGCUAUCUUGAAAAGGUAUCCGGGUGCUGAUGUUUAUGAUCAUGGCAUUAGGAAGAGGCAGCUCCAAUUUUAUAGCAGCAGCAGCAGCAGCCUUCAUUUCCAAAGCAUCUUUCCUGGUAAAGGGACUCGAUGAAUUUUGCUAAAAGAUGCUCAGAACGAGAUGUGGCCACCUCUGAGGGAGAACACAGUGAGUGUGUCAUUACUGGCUGUUUAAUUGUGUGCAGCAGCCCUGUGCAAUUGGUCAGCCCACUGGAAAACUGCAGGUGGAGUUUCUUUUUAACCAGUUUAUUUAUAAUCAUGUCCACAAAAUUUGAUCAGUCCUCGUCUUGUUUUAAAAAUGAAAGGAGACAGUCGUUGUUCUCUAGGGCUCUCCUCUGCUCAGUAUUUAGUAUUUCAUUUUAAGCACAUCAGAACCUGCGGAAACUUUGCAUUUCCUCCCAUUAGAGUCAUCCCAACUCCUUGCAACUCAGGAAACCAGAAGCAGGCUUUGUAGCUGGCAGUGAGAGUCCUCAAAUGAAAGGUAUUUUGAUAAAUGUUGGAGGUUUUAAAAAAAAAAAUAAUCAGGGUUCUCAUCAACCCUCUCUUUUAUAAGAAAUAUUCAAAGAUUCAUGGAAAACUUUGACUGCACCAGAACGCCAGAAACCAUGGUUUUAAAACAGUAUGUGGAUAUUUUGAGGGGAACUGCAAAACACAACUGUUCCCUGCAGGCUGGGUUCUGUAGUUGGAUUUUUAUCUCCCAUCAGACAUUUAGCUCUUUUGAUGCUUUCCCUCACCAUGACACAUGCAGUUCAGUUGAGGUCAUGAGAGCAGGCAGCACCCAAGUGAACUGUCACGGCAGGAUUUGAGAAGUGAAUGUUUCUCAGUUUUGAUUUUUCGCCCCAAAGCUGAUGUUGCCGACAGAUAGAAGUACUCAUAAGGAGUUUGUCCAAAGGCUGGGCUUCUUCACAGGCACCACCUAGCCACUGCUCUGCUGAUAUUCCUUCCCUGUGGUGCUGCCACUUGAUUGUAUGUUUUCCCUCUAGCAGGAUGCUGUGGGAUGUUCUUUCUGACAGUAGAUUCCAGAAAAUGAUUAAAUUAAAGCCAAUUAUCUCUGAUUUGUCUUAAUAUUUUUCACUAGCAAUGCAGAAUGUGAACAUCUUUGCUGAAGAAUGCCUCUCCCAGUCCCUGUUAGAUGAUUGUCAUGCUUUGCAUCAGUGUGAGUGUGUAGUCCCAUGUAAGGCUUGUUAGAGCAUUUGGGCAUAAGGUCAAGCACUCCCAUAGCUGGAAUUUAACAAAGGAAUUUUAACACUCCUCCUGGAAACAGGUGCCAUAGGGUCUAUACGAGCCAUUAAGUAUUCAGAGCCAGUCUUCUUAACCUGCCACAAAUCUGUAAGAUUACAAAAGCUCUGCUUUAGACUCAAAAAGCUGCCAAUUCUCUUGUUGUUUGCACACAGUGAGAGGAUCCCACAGUUUUCUAUGGAAACACAAAUGUCGGGUAGUGACUGCUUUUCAGAGUACCUUACUGGUCUUGUUUGUAUUGUCUGUGUCAGAAAUUACAUUUCUUGUUUUUCUACGAUGUUACCAUUGCAUUUGAUGGCCAUGCCAUGUCUUCUAGGGCUCUCUGCUUGACUUCAGAUUAUUUUUUUGAUAAGGUACAAAUGUAAAAGAUCUAUUAUUGUACUCUCCUGGACUGUAUUAAAAAAAAAAAAAAAAAGUGAUACCUACCAACAGCUGCUCUCGUAAGAGUGUGAAUCCUGAUUGAAAGCCCAGUGAGACAGAAGACUUGCCAUUUGCUUCCAGUGGUCAAGGUCUUCAGGUAAGGUCACUGGGAGAGAAAUAGAAGGGCUGUUGAAGGUUGUGCGUUUUUCUGUGCUAUUUGGAUGCAGUCCUCAACCUGCACUGUUGCCCUGGGAUCUUCCUAUUUCAGGUCUCCAUGCAGCCUCAUACCAAGAGGCUGCAAGCUGACCAAGAAGGUGCUGCUCAGCAGCAGCACAGGUGCAGCUAUUAACACCUGCUCUGUGUUUACCCAGGAAUUCCAUGAAUCUGAUGCCAGUAUGGUACUGAACUCCAACAUCUGUUGACUAGGCAUAUGUUUGAGUUCUCCCAACUUGACUGUAAAGUGGAAAUUUUUAGUCAGUUGCUUUUGAUUUCAGGAGGAAAUAAAUUCAAUCUAGAUAAUGCUGGUUUUCUUUUUUGGCUUUAGACUUUCUUUUGGAAAAUACAAAUCCUUUAAUCCCUUCUGGUGUUUUCCUUAAGGUAUCCACAUCCCUUGGAGAUUGUGCACUGCCAUUGCCUUUCCUGCUGCAAUUCACAGUCGUUUCACUUUUAGACUUCUGUUGGGCAUAUGACUUGGGUUCAGGUGUUAUUUUUCCUUCUUAAUAGCUGUUUCUCGUAAGAGGAGCUCCAGUCACAUCCUCUCAAUGCAAGGGGACUACUAGAGGCAUCUCCUUCUGUAUAAAGUUAGUUACCACCAUGGAGGCCUUUGUGGUGUGCUGGUGAAACUGAACUGGGAAAGAAAAUUCUAGUGUUAUUAGUCAGAAAGGGUGGAUAUGCAUACACAGCAAGCUGUGGUCAGAAAAGCCUCUUCGUUUUAGGAAAGUAGGCUACAAACAGCUUGUGUCCUAUCCUCUAAUACUGUGAUUGCAUUUUGGGAGAAAAUUACAGAAACAUGGAAAAGUUUGUAAGCCCUGGGCGUGCCCAAUCCCAUUUCGUCUCAGACCUUAUUUUUUUACCUUCUUUAUUUCAGUGAUGUGUCUUUGACUGUUUGGGACCAUCUCUAAUUUCUUCUUUGAGACUGAAUUUCCUCUCUGUUAUUUAUCAGUCACUGACUCAUCUCCUUGCUUUGUCUGCAGUUCCCUAGCUAUUUUUAUGUGUUGAUGGAUCAGUGGACAUAGUUUUGAGUUGGAUCAGCUUCAGCUGGUCCUUAGGAAUGCAUUUUGCCCUUACCUCACCAAGGAUUAGUGAGACCUAGUAACUUAGAGAGUUGCUUUGAGUGUGCUGAGCGGCAUCUGUCAUCCUGAGAAAGGUGCUUGCUUUGUGCUGUGAGACAUGGCUGUUGAGGCCUGACUGGCUCUAGUGAGCAAUGAAGGGUGCCAGCACAUGGUUACUGUUAGAAUAUGUUCAGUAGACCGGUAUUCCCAGGAGCAGAGCUUUAGCUGGGUCCCUGCUUGCACACUGGUAGUUGCACUACAAGAUUCAGUAAUUGCAAAGGGCUUUAAACCUCUAUUGGGAUGUCUCUUGCAAACUACAAACCAGGGUUAAACACAGGGCUUUUCCUGUAGCAAUGUGACAAUCAGAGCUGUGUCCUUUUGGCAUAAUAGAAGCAGGGAGCCAGCCAGGGUACAGGAGCAGCUGGUAAAACAGCUUCUGCUUUGUCUGCUGGGCAGCCGUGUUACUACCAAAGAGGCCAUGCUCUGAGCUGGACACAGUGGGAGAUUGUCAGGGUAGUUUUGUGUGUUUGCUCUGUUUCUGUACUCUUCCCUGAGCAUUUACUCUGGCUGGAGCAAGAGAUGGGCAUGACCCAGUGGUGACCAUUUUUAGAUUAAUUCUCUUGUGUGUGAAACCAGAUGUUUGGGCAGUUUGAUGAAGAGAGACUUUCUGCUUUUAGUCAAGUGAGAGGCCCUGGUAUCUUUGUGACUGCCCAUUCUGCAUGUGUUGCAGGAUGCUUCCUUGAGGGCUUGCCUAAUGUACAAAACCACUGCUUCUUUCUGCAAAGAUCUGUAGCUCUGAUUAACACUCCAGACUGAAUUUUCAGUCCUGUCUUCUGCGAGCGCUGCACAUUUCUUCAACUCCUCAAAAGCACUCUUCUGUUGGAAAUCAUGAGCAACAUGUUUCAGAUAGGAAGUCAAAGGAUCAACACUCAAACUCUCACCAAAGAGGAAUGUCACGUUUUUGUGGAUUUAAACUGGGCAGCUUAAAGUACUUGCAGACCUGCCUGUAAUGACUGCUACUGUGAGUGAUGAACAACUCAGAAUUAGGCAGGUUGCACAAAUCCUCUGCUUGCAGUUCAUUUCCUAUAGAUGACCUUUACAGGUACCAUUCUCUCACAGAAAAUAAUGUGGAGGGUAGUGAAUCACGGUGUUUGUGAAGCACUCUUAAGGUACUGUGCACUAAAUCUUGGAUAAUAAUGAACUUAUCAAAAACUCUGAAAGGAAUCAAGUAAUUGUAGUAUGUAUCAUUAAGUCAGAGUUGCAUUGUGCUGGCAUGGAUGACUGGAUGAUCAGAGACCCAGUGUAUGCAUUUGCAGGAAGAAGAGUGGGAGCUGGUGUCGGUGAGUUGCUCUGCUGUCUGCCUCCUUCCAUCCUUCUGGGAUGCCAUGAAAGUCCAGGCUUAGGUAAAAUAACAGACAUCAUAGUGGAUUCAACACCUAAAUGGGGAGCCUUGUCAGCUUAGUUUCUGCUUAGUUUCAGUGGAAGAGCUUUUCAACUAACAAAACAAGUUGUCUUAUGGCAGUACGGGGAAAAGGUGGGGAAAAAUGAGAAUGGCAGGCAGAUCAGACAGGAUAAGUGGGUAAUGGAUAAAGCAGCUAAGGCUUUGAAGGAAGCAUCUUUCCCUUGGUGUUUUGAUAUGGAUAUCAUCAAAAAGACUGCACACAUUUGUCCUGCAUGGAGUGGGGACAGUGCAAAUCCCCACCUGCUAACUGGCCAGGUGUUACAGGGAGAGGCAGAGAUCAGUGCUGGUGCUGUUGAAGUGUACUGUCACUGAGCAACAAGUAAGCAUCAGCAUGGGGCUCUGAUAAGCUGCUCUUGGCUGCUGGCCACGAUCACAGAGAAAUAAACAGCACAGCUCUGGAUCAGGAUUUGACCCACAUUCCUCCUUGCAGUGUAGCUCAGUGUAUGCUUCUCGGAUAGCCAUUAUUCUAUGAGGACAAAGAAGACCUUAUUAUCUAGAUGGGCACAUCGGUGAGAGCCAUGUUCACUUGCUGCUUCAGGGGACAGGGAAAAGGAUAAGGCAAAUGGUCUUAAACUUUUCCAAACGUUGGGCAAUACACUGUGACAGUUGGCACUAAAUAUUUUAAGUCAGAUGAAGAGUGAUUAAGGGCCUUAUUUGGAUUUCACAGCUCCCUGUUAUUGCAUCUGAGCACUGUCUUGGGAAGUUAAUGUUAACAGAGUGUUUAUUCUCUUCUUGGGGUCUUACAUUUUUGACUAGCAGGCACUAUUUCACAGUUCAGCAGUGAGUGUAGGCAGAAAAAGGAAAAUGCUUCUUUGAGUCAUCAGGCAGUCUAGGAGCAGACUUCAGAUCCUGAAACCAAGGCCAUUGUUAGCUAACAGUCAUCUCCCCUGUAAAGGUCCACAUUCAGAGGUUUAUAAAUACAUUUGGGUAUUGAUAUCAUAUUAUUAAUAGCAUGUUAGUGCAGGAUUGUGACUCAUCUUUUUUGGCAGGAUGGAAGAAGAGAACUCUCCUGUAGGAGAGUUAUCUUCUCUCUAGGAUGACUUUUUUUAGUAGAAAAAGAACACUACUUUUCCAUUCAAAGAGCCUCAGCACCAACAGGUACAUCAUCCUCAACAGCUAUGAAAUCUGACUUGGAUUUAAGCACUGAUCUCAAAGGCAACAGGAGGUGAUAGCUCUGAACAUUUCAGCAGCCAGCUGCUCUUUCUUGAAGUCCUGCCCAAGAGACAUUUAUAAUUGUCUUCCCAAAGGCAAGGCAAACAAGCAUACUGACAGGAACUACUGUGAGGAAAUGAAUUUUGAGCCAGCCCUGUUGUAAUGCAGACUUAAUGGUGUGGUUUUAAGAUGUGGAGAGUACGGAGAAGUUCAGUAUGAGAUGUUCCUUGAGGUAGCUCUCUCUUGGUCGUUAUCUUAACAACACUCUGGUGUUGUUAACAUACACUUUGCAGGUGUGCAUUUAGGAACUGAAAUUAACUGCAUAGGUGAUGUCAGUACAACUAGAUUUCUGUUACACAUUGCAGAAAGGGGUCUUUUCUGAAGGAAACUGUUGCCACAUGCCUGAAUCCCCUGUGCUCCCCCAGAAAUAAUUGUACUUAACCAUGAAAGUACCCCGAGUAUUAACUGCUACACACUGUAGCUUUUUAAGAUCCUGAAGGAAUGCCACAAAAUGGAUGAGCCAGGUCCUUUGUUGAUGUGCAUUAACGUGAUUUCAUGAAGCUUUCAGUGGCCUGUGGACUUCUGGUGGAAUGGCACUCUCUGGCAGGAUAGGGGUUUGAAUUGGUUCUCUUUUAAAAACAUAAUGUUCUUGAAAAUGCCCGGUAAGUUGGAACUUGUUGGCUAUAGCUAGAGGCAUUUUAUGUGCUCACAGUGUUCUCAUGAAUUAGUGCCUCCCAUAAGAUAAAUGUGUUUUCUAGAUGGCCAUGUUGAUGUAGAAUCAAGGCUUCCUGAUGUUUGGGUCGGUUUUCUUUCUCCAUAUCUCUCUUGCAUGUUCUGCUGUGGUCCUUGGAAUUUGCUGAGACUGCAGCAGGACUAGGCUUCUAGAGUACCUGUGCUAAACUUAAACAUGUCCUGGCCUCCUCUGAGGACACAGACCAUCUCACAUCCUUUUAUGGGGGGGACGAAGACGAUUUUAACUUCGGAGGAAGAGCUGGAACUGAAAACAAGCCUACUUCAAGGCAGUACCUUAAUAGCAUUUUAUCUAAUCAGUCCAAUAGCCAUGACCAAGCUGCCGAGCUAGCCUUGACUGCCUCUCUGGUCUUACCCCAUGGUAGAUGCACUGUUGGCAUUACUUCCCCAAGGAGCAAUGUGGAAGUAAUGUGUUCCCCAUCCCUGAAUGUUCCUGUCUUUUAAGAACAUAGUCUUAUCAGACCUUCUCUGUUACUAUCCUGGCUGCACUGUAAGGUCGCGCACAAAGCUCGCGCUGCACAGGAUGGAGGCUGUAUGUAGCACUAGGAUAGCUGGGUGAACCUCUGCUGACUGCAGCUGGGUCUUUCCUGAAUUGCUGCUGCUUUAUGGCAGAUUGAGACCGACUCACUCACACAUAGUGAGGGUGACAAUUCUGAUGAGCCCUCUGGAUUCAGGGCCAGCAGGUCCACCCCUAAGACACAAGGCGUCUGUUGCUGCAAGAUACAUGAUCUGCCUUACUACCCUUAAAGGUGCCUUGUUUGGCUUUUCAAUAUAACUAUGCACCAAAGGCAAGAGACUCUGUUAUCCCUGCAGACAGGAGGGAGAACAAGGAUGACCUGGCGUGAAACAGACAGGGAAAGUGAGUUUCUUUUCUUUAUCCUCUAAGUUUUCUGUUGGCAGUCCUGCCUCUGAUGCUCUUAUGUGUAUGUGCUUUUAUUUCUACCGGAGCAUAAAUCACUCUAAGUAGGAGGGAGGAUUCUUGUAUUUUUAUAUGCUGAGCCAUUUGAUUGAUUAAUUUAAUAAAGCGACACACAGAUGAACUCUGAAAUUCACUGCCAUCUGCUGCUCCAGUUCAAUCCAGUAUUACUGAUACAAAGGUACCUGCCUCCAGAGAAAACCUAGCGCUGAAAGCACUGAGAGUAACCACUCCAUUGAAUGAAUAUGCCAUGUGGGUGUGUUGAUGCUUGUGAAUUUCUGUAACUGUUCUUAUUUUAAAGCAAUGGGUCUGAUCUGUGUGACUCUGUAUCAGCUUUUUUAAUAUCUGCCAAGACCAGAUGUACGUGCAUAUAUGCAAAAAGGCCUGUAUUGCUGUGGAUGGGGCUGUGUGACCCUGGGGUAGAUUAAUAUUACAGAUGUUUACUGUGUAGUACGCUGCUCUUUGGUGCAGAAAUUCUCCCUGUCUGCCUGGGAAGAAGGCAGUGCUGUGGCUCAGGCUGAGAUGGCUUGUGGAUUAGGAGGGUGGCACAACAGGGCGCUCUCUCUCUUUUUCCCUUCUGUUAUGGAAAUGUUUAUUUGUUCUCUCUUUGUGUAGCUUCUCAAGCUGAAAUAAAAAUCACCCCAAAUAGAA